Sclerotinia trifoliorum is the source of this 1988-nucleotide messenger RNA. NCBI's taxonomy places the organism in Eukaryota, Fungi, Ascomycota, Leotiomycetes, Helotiales, Sclerotiniaceae. The record is from the annotation of a GenBank genome assembly.
AUAUAAGAAGGGUGGUAGAAGGGUGGGAAUGAAUAGAUAGGUAGAUUUAUAGAAGUGAGAGUCUUGGAAAAAUUUGAGAUUUGAGAUUUAAGAGUUGAGAUUUAUAUUUGAAUUUGAACUUGAAAUUGGGGAAGAAGGAAGUACGAGUAGGACGACCUGUCAGUGAAAAGAGGCGAUAAGUUGAAAAUUGAACAUUGGUGAUCUAUAAGGUUUCUAACGUCAGGAGAGAAUACGACUGUAUACGACAACAACAGCAAAUAGGACAGCGACAACGACAGAGAAUAUCCAAAAAUUUAUUACCUACUCGCUCGCCAAAAAUACAUACUCAACAUGUCCGAUUCAGAAAUCUCUACAUACCCCAAAACACCACGAAAUACCGUGCAGAGAUAUAGAAAUCUAGGUAUUUUUACUUCUCUUCCUUUUGCUCCCCCUUCUCUCCUUUUUUUUAUACUCCUACUCUUCUUCCCCAUUUCCCAUUGUCGAUUUCCAUCACUGCACUGCACUCUCAUCACUUCCUCCUGUCACUCUUCCUUUUUCCUCAUCUAUCAUUCACCACUCCUCAAUCACCCUUCUCUAUUCCUUUCCUUUUCCUUUCCCCUACAUCUCACUCUCAUCCAUACAUGUUCUCCAUAUAACUCGAGUAUCGAUCCUUCCAAUCUAUUAUUCAACUACCAGCUAACUAACCACUCUCUUUUCUACAUUAUAGCAAAAUACGAUCAUCAUACUAUUCAUAGUAUUAUAAAUAGUUCGCCGUUUUUGCAUGUUUCUUGUGGGUUUGGAUUGUUUCUUUUUAUUGUGUAUUUUUGUGUUUGCUCUACCCCUAGGUCAUUCAUGUGGUCUUUUUUGUUUCAUGUUCUGUUCUACUUAAGUUCGAUUUUUAUGUCUUAUUCUUCGUCAUCAUGGUGAUUUACAAAUCUCUCCCGUUCACUUGCUUAUUAUAUCCUCUCUACAAUUCCCCCCUUGCCAUCCCAAUCCCAACCACAGUCCCCCCAACACAACCACAAACCACCCACUAACCCCUCCUCCCUCCUAGUCAACACCCCUUCCCCAUCCGAUCCCUUCCCCGCUCUCCUCCCCAUGAUAGGUUUCGCAGGUAAAUACAACCCGCAAAACCCUGAUGAAGAAGAUAUCGGCGAAGGAGCAAAUAUAUACAUUCACGGCUAUGUAAGUAGUCGAUUGAUGAGAAUGGGGAAGAGUGCUGGAGAAGGAGGAGGAGGAGGAGAUGAUGAUGAUGAUGAAGAGGAAAAAGGAUUACCUAUGACGGUUGCGGCGACUUGUUUGGAUGGAUUGGUUUUGGCACUUGCGCCCUAUAAUCAUAGUGAGUUGGUUGCCCUUUUUUGUUUUCUUUUCCCGUAUUUUUAUUUCUAUUUCCGUUUUUGUUUUCGUUUUCGUUUUUUUGAUUCUUGGUCUGUUCAAUUUUGGAGGGUGGUGGUGUUAUGUUGAGCCCAUUCAUUUGAAUUCAUUCGACUUUGUUCACAUACCCGGAUAAUGGAAGCAGGGGAAGAAAAGGUGGAAAGGAGAGAAGGAAACGAAAGGCUGACUGAAAACAUCCAGAUUACAAUUACCGUAGUGCAGUUAUCCAAGGAUAUGGACAAGUCGUCGAGGAUGUAGAUGAGAAAUUAGUACGUUUAUUCACUCCACUCCCUAUUCAGUACUCCACUCCCUAUUCCCUCAUUCUUCUACAUCUCUUCUUUUAUAUCACUUCAUCCCAUCAUCAAUCCCGCCAUCAUUCUCCUCAUCUAUCCCGUCAUCAAUCCCUCCAUUAAUCCCUGCUCCCCAUUCCCCUCUUCUCAGACCCCUUCUUCCGCAAAGCAAACCCUUCCCCUAAGACCCCUCUUCCACCCAUAAACCACGCCCACCCCAUCCAAGUCCAAAUCCAAACCCCUAUCCAAAACAACCUCUUAACUAACACCUCAACCAGUGGGCCAUGAAAAGAUAACCAACACCGUCCACCCCGCCCGCUGAAAACAGCCGCAACUCACCCACCA